Sungouiella intermedia is the source of this 999-nucleotide messenger RNA. NCBI's taxonomy places the organism in Eukaryota, Fungi, Ascomycota, Pichiomycetes, Serinales, Metschnikowiaceae. The record is from the annotation of a GenBank genome assembly.
AUGACCGAACCUCCUCAAAUUCUCAGAAUCAAGAGAAAGCGUGGCCAAGAUCCACUUCAGGCUCUUAUAUUGGCUGAUCGCCAGCCUGCAGCAAAAAGAUCCAAGCCCUCCUCCCCUGUGUCCUCACAAGCAACCACACCUAAGCCUGAACCUCCCAAGAACUGGUACUUUCAAUUGGCAAGGACAGACAAUGUCAAUCAGGGUGACCACGAUAUUCUAGGAUCGGUACUUUCAGAAGCAGCUGUUAAAGGUGAAGAUCGUCAAUUUGUCAUUCCGAAGCAGCAGACUGAGGAAGAUGCGGUCAUCCCCCAUGAGUUAGCAGACAUGGUGGAUACAUUCCUCAAUGUGGACACGGAAGUAUCUGAAAGGAAAAAGAGAAGAGGUGGAAAACCCACCUCUCAGUCCGAUAUUGAGUCCACUAAGAAGGAAACCGACGAAGACUUUGCCAACGACUAUGUGUUUGAUGUCUACAAACUAUCGAAUACGGAACCAAUAACCAACGCAAAUUUCCCUCAAUCACAAAUUGGUUACAUCAAGUUUUUCGAUGACCAUGAAUAUGACCUCAUGCUAUCGGAUGAUGAGAAGAAAUCAGAUGGCGCGGUCUUCUCUGACGACGAAGAUUCAAACGCAGAAUCUUUCUAUCAAAAUGACUAUCCGGAGGACGAAGACGCGGGGGCGCUUAGUGAGACUUACGAUGAAGAGGACGAGAAUGAAGAGAUUGGACCGGUAAUUCUAGAAUCUGCAGAGGCGGCUGAAGGUCAUGCCUACCUCAAUGGUGACUUCCAACAGGAAGGUCAAUAUGAUGAGUUGUACGAGGAAUUCUUUGAUGAAAACGGAGAGCAGAGUGUCAAUUUUCUAGAAGAUGACUAUUACCAGAACGACGAGACCUUUGAAAGACAGAAAUUUUUCAAUGACGAAGAAGAAGACGAUUUAGCAUUACACAGGGACAGGAUCUUUGGGAAACUACAACGAAUGAUUGACGAGCGUGAAACCUCCUAA